CAGAAGCAUUGAGGCGAUUGUGAGCUGGCGAGUCCUGGCAGGAUUCCUAGUCCGGGUGUGGCACUUGCGUAGGAUGUAAAAAAGACAUGUAACAAGAUGGCGGCGCCCAGCAGAAAGAUGCAGAGCUUUACCAACUGUAUUCGUUAAUGGGUUAAAAUACAACUUUAAAGAGAGCUGCAGGUACAGGAGGAAAUACAUAUCAUGGUGAAAAACAUUUUGUUAAUUAACAAAAUAAAACAUUCUUGAGGAGAUUCUGAAAGGGAUAUCCCAAAAAGUGAAACUGGGUCUGGGUACAGCUGGAUCAUUAAAGAUGAAAUGUUUGCUCAUUGUUUCGGAGGGUGCUGAGAUCCUGUUCUGUUGGUCCGAUGAAGAAUUUGAGCAAAACCUCCAUAGCAGAUAUGAUUUAUCUGAUCAAUCACAGCCACCAAUCUUUGGGGACAGCAUCAAUACACUCUUUGCCCCUUUAAUAAUCUCAUGUGUCACCCUGCUGGAACAGAUCAAUGACACGUAUACAUGUUUCACAUCUGACAAUGGUCAUCUCUGCGUUCUUCACAUGUUUGGAGAGUGUCUGUACAUUGCAGUGAAUGGUGAUGGAUCAGAAAAUGAAGAUGACCUGCGCAGAAAACUUUAUGUUCUGAAAAGAUUGACAGAAGUACACUUUGGCUUGGUCACCUUUGACAGCCAGUUAAUUAAAAGGGAAUUGCGGCCCCCUGAUUCAGAUCAGCGCAACAUUGUGUGGAAAACUUUUCAAAGCCUUCUCAUGACUUACAGUCGUUUACGAAUUGAGGACCAGAGCUUUGCAGUGGAGGCUGUGGAGCGCCUGAUUCAUCCAAAACUCUGUGAGCAAUGUAUUGAAUUUUUGGAGAAACAAAUAGUCUAUCACAUUAACAGCAGCACUGAGCGGGGUGGGGAGGAGGUUCUUCAUGCCUUCAUUUUGGUAAACACAAAACUUCUAGCACUUUUUUCCAGUCGGAACGCCAGUUCGUUGAGACCUGCAGAUCUCCUGACCCUAAUUCUGAUAGUUCAAGAUUUGUAUCCCGAAAUUGCUGCAGUGCAGGACCAAAAUCUGGAGGAGUUAGAAGACAAUGCUCCCUCUGAGGAAUAUUACACACCUGAUCCCUCUCCCAAUAAUAGCAGUUUAGGUGGAGGAAGCUGGAUUGAUGACUCUCCUGCAUCAAGCUUCACCGAUGCUGAAAUUCAGAUUGCCGAGGACAGUUUAAAAAUGCUGAUAGGUUCCCCUCAAGAGCCUACAAACACAAGAAGAGUUUUUCUGGAUGCCAACUUAAGAGAGGGUUAUUGUCCCAUGAUGCCUCAUUCCAUGUACUGCUUUCCACUAUUUCCUAGUAUAUCGCUUGUUCUUUUGACAAAGUUUUCAGGCUCCCAAAUUGCCCUUACUCUGUACCAGCUUUUGGAUGGGUUUAGUAUCAUAGAGAAAAAGUUAACUGAGGGGCAGGAAAUUCAUCAGAUUCUACGGUCACAUCCUAUCCUGGCAGACCUGAAACAGAGGACGGACAGAUUUGUGAAGAAUCUCGGGGGACGUGAAUCUCCGUUGCAAGUGUCUUGGCUUGACUUCAAGACCAGAGCAUUCUCUAGGAGUGAGACCUCCACGGAACUUAUUCAGGCUUGCGGAAACAUGAAACGCCAACUGUGCUCUGUGUAUCGUCAGUUAUUUCUUGCAACACCAAUAAGUGGAACACAUACCCUGUCCUUAAAUUUGCAGACGUAUGCCAGAGACCUUGUUCAGAAGAAGUUGGAUGACUGGAAAGACUUUUUAUUAGUGAAGAGCAAAAGAAACAUUACAAUUGUUACGUAUUUGGAAGAAUUCCCAGGCCUGGUACAUUUUAUAUACGUUGAUCGCACAGUUGGACAAAUGGUGGCUCCCUCUUUGCACACUGAUGAGAAUAUCCCUACUGAGCUAGGAAGUGGCUUGUUAGCACAUUUCAUAAAAAACAAGAUUUGGUCCUUUAUUGGUCUUUCUCGUCGGUACCUUCAGAAAGGAUACACAACACUGACUGUUCGCGAUGGUGACUAUUAUUGCUGCUACUUCCUGUGGUUUGAGAAUGAAGCGGGUGACAAACUUGAUGUCAUUGAGGUGCCUGUUUUAGGAGACGAUUCUGCUCCUGUAGGAAUGCUAGCUGGUGAAUAUUACAGGAAACUGCUGCGCUAUUACAGCAUCAAUCAACAGGUAGAGAUAAUAAAGUGCUACGAACUGCUGACAAUUCACCUGGGUGUCAUUCCUCCGGAGUUUGUGAUACAGCAGUGUCAUAACCUCGCCCGCAAGCUUUGGGAACCUUCUAGAAUCCCUAUCCUAUAGUGAGGAAGAGCAAAGAGAAAACUCUGAUCAAGUUCUACUCCAGGAGCCACAGAAUAGUUUUUAGAUUGCACCCUGUUAUGGCUGUCGUUCUUUCCACACCUUGACUGAAUGGAGGAUAAUCGUGAACGCCUUUUCACAUUAAAGGGACAUGGAUAUCAAAAUUAGACUUUGAUGGUUCGGAUUAGAACAAAUAAUUUUAAAAACUUCCCAGUUUACCUCUGUUAUCAUAUUUAUGUCUUUUUCUUGGUCUUGAUUGAAACUUGGUCCCUUUCCAUGAGCUUGUACUGUGGUAUAUGUGCAUGUGUCUUCAGCACUGUGUGGCAGCAGUGUGUUUAGCAGUGUUAUACAGGUAGCAUGUUGAGGGAGCUAAUGCUGUAUAGCUAGAAGCACUGUUUAAUAUAGAAACACAAAUGGACACAAACUGUGCAUUUGUCUUUUGGAUAGGAGACAUACAGCGUGUGCAAGUAGUAGUAAGUGAAGGCUUCACUGUCUGCUGUUGCUUAAGCUCCCUUAAGUUAUUUGUCCCCUUGGUUAUUUGAAUAACAUUGCUGCACAUCCUGUCGUAUACAGUGCUCAAGCACAUGCAUGCUCCUGAGCCUACUUCAGUAUACAUAGUAAUACUCAAAAAUAGUUAAAGUAAAAGCACCAACCUUUAGCAUCCUUUCAAGUGUGCACGCAAUUUACAGGGCUCUACUACCUCUAAAUAUAGAUAUAGUUUGCAAUAAAGUCCAACACCACUCAUAUACAAGUACCCCAACUGGAUCUCUUUUAUUGUGGAGAAUCACAAAUGCGAUAUUUUGGGCUAUACACAGCCCUUACUACAAAGAAUGUAUUUACACAAUAGACUUUAAAAAGUCUCAUAAGUGCUCCCACCUAAUUACAUACAGCUGUUCACAGCUAAACACAGUUAGCUACCUACUGACCCCUAGUGGAUAGCUUCAAGUUAAUUCUCAAAUACAUUGUAAAAAUUAACUUCUAGUGGUCAGAUAGAGAUACUACAGCAAAUAUACCUAUAUCCAAAGUCCAUGGUUUAGGUAAACCUACAAUUCAACCAAUAUACAUUUCUUGAAAUAACAUUAAAAUAGAUAAACAUUCUUAUUACACAUAUAUACAAUAUAUUAUAAACACAAUUAGAAAUCAAAAUCGUUUUUUCAGACCAUUAGAGUAUAAUGUGCAUAGAUUUUUAAUCUACCAUACCUCCCUUCUUUUUAGGAGAAUCUCCUUAUCGACACCCCUCUUUUGCUUUGGUAUGUGGUUUAUUAUUUUAAACCGUAGUCGACUAACUGAAUGAUUAAAGUCAGUGAAAUGUUUGGAUACAUGUUGAAACAUAUCCUUACCCCCUAAUGGCAGAUUUAUGUUAUUUUAUUCUUUCAUGUACAGUUUCACCAACAUACCCCAAACCACAUGGGCAUGUUAACAAAUAUAUUGUAAAACACGUAUUACAAGUGAUUCCUGCCUCUAUUACUGUGUUCAAUAAAAGUAAAGUUGCUAUCUAAUGAAAAUGUAUAUACACUCUUAGAAAACUGAAUUUUUAUUAGAAUUGAAAACUAAAUUCUGUUACAUGAUGCACAUUUCAAUAAAAAAAAACAUAUUGUA
Molecule: messenger RNA, 3910 nt
Organism: Bombina bombina (fire-bellied toad)
Lineage: Eukaryota; Metazoa; Chordata; Amphibia; Anura; Bombinatoridae
Gene: HPS1
Product: HPS1 biogenesis of lysosomal organelles complex 3 subunit 1
Exons: 20
Coding region: 311-2314 (667 amino acids)
Biological process (GO): vesicle-mediated transport; melanosome assembly
Cellular component (GO): BLOC-3 complex
Molecular function (GO): guanyl-nucleotide exchange factor activity
Source: RefSeq, a predicted model, not a curated record